CAACAGUACAGUACGUACUGCUUCCGAUUGAAAAAGAGAGCGUCGUUGGCCAUGCAGGAGCACGACAACGAUCGCGACGAAGGCAGCACCAACAGCAGCGACAACAACGCCAAGAGAGCGAAGCAUCCAAGUUUGCCAUUUCCGUCCACCCUUCGUGUGCUUUUGAGCAUGAAACUUGGCGAGCCGCUGGGUAAAGCGAGGUCGCCGCUGGGCCAGCGAGAGUUUGACUGCACUGUCUCGGAAGGUUUCGACGUGCUUCGGCAGAAGGUGGCGGUGUACUGCCGCCAAAUUGCCGACGACUACAACCAGGGCAAGGUCAAGGGUGUGAAGAAAGAAGUUGACGUCCGCCUAGACGACAACGUGGCUAUCUACUUCAAGCCCGGGUCAAACACGAGCCAAGUGGACUACGUCCUGCUCACGCACUCCAACCACUUGAUCGAAAUGCAAGAAACAUGGCGACACGGUGCCCAACGAAGCGCGGGCCAAGCAUCGUUCAAGCUGCACUUGUUUGUGUACGUGAGCAAAGAUCGCCCGUCGUCGUCCGAGUCCCAGAAGCGCAUGUCGUCAACUCGUGGGAUCGUCCGCAACCGAAGUCAGGUGAGCUCUACGAUAGAGCGUGCCGCCGAUGCAACGUCGGAGGUCGCAGUACCUGCGGCACCCGUGGCGAACGACGACGGAGAAUACCGCAACGUUCGAUUCAAGUUGAAUGGAGUUGUCGUGCAAGUGCCUGUAAAUGUGGCCGACAUGAAAGCUGUGCUAGGUAGGACCGAUUGACUUGUAGGCAACGUAAGUUGAAACAAGCUACCGUUUU
Aphanomyces astaci is the source of this 811-nucleotide messenger RNA. RefSeq lists its product as hypothetical. The coding region runs from base 52 to 774 and encodes 240 amino acids. The record is from RefSeq and is a predicted model, not a curated record. The transcript has a single exon. NCBI's taxonomy places the organism in Eukaryota, Oomycota, Saprolegniomycetes, Saprolegniales, Verrucalvaceae.